AUGUCUUAUCAACACCAUCACCCAUUGCGCGACCAAGGAAGCCGUCAACCCUCAUACGAAUCCGGUCUUGAUGCAUCCCCCACCCUAUAUCAUCCUCAAAUGUCUACCAACUCACAGCACACCCUCACCCAUCAAUCCUCAUUUCAAAUCCACGAUGAAAAAUCCUCCCUAACCUCUCACGCCCUCCCCAUGGCCGGCGCGGCCUAUCCGGGAGAUUACUACCCACCCACUGGGGGACCCGGCUACCCACCUGCCGGCAUGCCUGACUACAACGGUGGUAUGCCCGGCUAUCCACCGGCUUCGCCUUUUUCAGGAUCUAUGCCCAGCCCCGGAGGCGCCGGCUCGAUGGUCAGUGAUGACGAUUGGAGACGCCGUGCUAGACCUGUUCAGCGUGGUAUCACUCGCCGGGUGAAGCUUACACAGGGUAACUUCAUCAACGACUAUCCGGUUCCAAAGGCGGUUUCUAACUCCAUCGAACAAAAAUACCUCCAGCAAGCUGUUGGGAAGCAAUUCUCUCAUCUUCGUUACACAGCAGCUACUUGCGACCCGGAUGACUUCACUCCCGAAAACGGGUGGAAACUUAGGACUGCAACCACCGGCAAUGAAACCGAAUUACUCAUCGCAGUCACGUACUACAAUGAGGAUAAGGUGCUCUUUGCUCGUACCAUGCAUGGUGUGAUGUUGAACAUACGGGACAUUUGCAAAUCUAACUCCAAAUUUUGGAAUGGCAAAGGGGCCGAAGCUGGCCAAAAGGGUAGUGGAUGGCAGAAAAUUGUUGUUUGCUUGAUUUUUGACGGAAUUGGGCCAUGUGACAAAAAUGUGCUCGAUAUUCUUGCCACUGUUGGCGUUUAUCAGGAUGGACUGAUGAAAAAAGAAAUCGACGGCAAAGAGACCGUUGCUCACAUUUUUGAAUACACUACUCAGCUCUCGGUGGAUCACAAGCCGUCUCUAGUGGUACCUACUCAGGAUGGUGGCGACUCGAAGACGAACUUGGUUCCUGUUCAGAUGAUUUUCUGCCUGAAGCAGAAGAAUUCGAAGAAGAUCAAUUCUCAUCGAUGGCUGUUCAACGCGAUCGGCCGGCAACUUGAUCCCGAAGUCUGUAUUCUUAUUGACGCUGGUACCAAGCCAGGCAAGCGCUCAUUAUACUACUUAUGGCAAGCCUUUCACAACAACCGUAAUCUUGGUGGAGCCUGUGGUGAGAUUUACGCGAUGUUGAAGGGCGGCAAAAAGCUCAUCAACCCCCUUGUUGCCGCUCAAAACUUUGAGUACAAGAUGUCUAACAUUCUUGACAAGCCGUUGGAGUCUGCGUUUGGUUACGUCUCCGUGCUGCCUGGUGCUUUUUCGGCUUACCGAUUCCGGGCAUUGUCUGGACGACCCCUACAGCAAUAUUUUCACGGAGACCACACGCUAGCUGACCGGCUGGGCAAAAAGGGCCUGAACGGAAUGGGCAUCUUCACCAAGAACAUGUUUCUUGCAGAGGACCGAAUCUUGUGUUUUGAGCUGGCUGCAAAAGCCAACGAUGCGUGGCUUCUCAGCUAUGUUAGAGCAGCCAAGGGUGAAACCGAUGUCCCCGAACAAGCCGCCGAACUCAUCAGUCAACGUCGUCGUUGGCUCAACGGAAGUUUUGCUGCCUCCAUCUACGCCACCAUCCAUUUCUUCAGGUUUUACAAAUCGUCUCACAAUCCUAUUCGACUGUUAAUGUUUCACGUUCAAGCACUCUUCAACAUUUUUCAACUCAUUUUCACUUGGUUUUCAUUGGCCAACCUCUGGCUCACCUUCAGUAUCAUCAUUGAACUUUUACCUCAAAACGGAGUAUUUUUGUUCAAAAAUGAAGUUAUCACUCAUUGGGUCAACUUGGUUCUUCAGUGGCUAUACCUCGGCGCACUAGCUUUGCAAUUUGUUCUCGCUUUGGGAAAUCGCCCCAAAGGCGAGCAAACGACAUAUGUCAUAUGUUUUAUCAUCUUCGCGGUUUUAUCGUACUAUUUGUUCUUCUGUGCCCUGCUUUUGACUGUCCGGGCCUUCGGCUCGCUGACUUUCAAAGACUCCCCGACAAUCGUUGAUAAAUUUCAUGUGCUGAUUGGUGGUACUAACGGAGUACUUCUUGCUGCUUUGGUGUCAACAUAUGGAAUAUACCUAAUUGCUUCCUGUCUCUACGCCGACCCAUGGCACAUGCUGUCUUCGUUCCCGCAAUACAUGGGCCUUGCGCCAUCCUUCACCAACAUCCUGAAUGUCUAUGCUUUUUGCAAUUUGCAUGAUGUUUCAUGGGGUACCAAGGGCUCGGACAAAGUCGAUGCCUUGCCUUCAGUAAAGUCGUCCACCGAAAAGGCCGAUGGAGUUGGACCUACGGUCAAGGAUGUGGUUAGGACCGAGGAAGACUUGGACGCGAACUUCAAGGCGGUUGUUGGCCGUGCAAUCACUCCUUGGAGUAAUGUCGAAGUAGCAGAGAAGCCCACUGAGGACGACGGAAACAAAACCUUCCGCACACGCUUAGUGUCCGUAUGGAUGCUUUCAAACGCUGCCUUGUCAGUGGCUAUUGCAAAUGUAAACGGAUUGAACAAAUCCACCGCGGACGAGGAAAAGAAACAGUCGAUGUACUUCAAUAUCAUUCUUUGGUCAACUUUUGGUCUUUCGGCAGUUCGUUUUGUUGGCUCCACCUAUUUUUGGCUCAAGACCAACAUGACCCGGUGCUGCAAGAAGACAUAG
Molecule: messenger RNA, 2703 nt
Organism: Puccinia triticina
Lineage: Eukaryota; Fungi; Basidiomycota; Pucciniomycetes; Pucciniales; Pucciniaceae
Exons: 16
Coding region: 1-2703 (900 amino acids)
Cellular component (GO): cell septum; cell periphery
Molecular function (GO): chitin synthase activity
Source: RefSeq, a predicted model, not a curated record